This is a messenger RNA of Periconia digitata, 1620 nucleotides long. Lineage: Eukaryota; Fungi; Ascomycota; Dothideomycetes; Pleosporales; Periconiaceae. The record is from the annotation of a GenBank genome assembly.
ACACCCAACACCUGCAGUCUGGACGACAGACAUGCUGCGCGCCCCGUCCCUUCUACACAGGCACUCCCGACUGUCGCGAUCAUGUACCGCAGAAGCUACUUCUUGCUGAUUCUUGUGCGCAUCUACUUUGCCUUGUCGCCGAGUUACCUGCACCCCGACGAGAACUUCCAGGGCCCCGAGGUCAUAGCAGGUCGCGUCUUCUCGUAUCCCGUUCACCAAACAUGGGAAUUCACCUCUGCCCAUCCCAUCCGGAGCACGUUCCCUCUAUGGCUUGCGUACGGCUGGCCAAUGUACAUACUGCGCUGGCUGUGGGAGGGUCUGGGCUAUCAUGAUGUGUCGCCGGCACUUGUAUACUGGACGCUGCGGGUGCUGAUGCUAUCGCUGAGCGUGGUGCUGGAGGACUGGGCUAUCCAGGAGUUGGUACAGUCACGGCGCGCCCGGCGCGUCGCACUGUUGUUGAUCGCGUCUUCUUACGUGACCUGGACGUUUCAAACGCAUACCUUCUCCAACAGCCUGGAGACGCUGGUGGUGAGCUGGAGCCUGGUGUUGAUCCAACGCAUCGUUGAAGACAAGAAACGCACUGGUAUUCUCGCUUCUUCAUUGCUUGGGUUCCUGGUCGUCGCCGGUACCUUCAAUCGUAUAACCUUCCCGGCAUACCUCCUCGUUCCUUCUUGCACCUUGCUGCCGCAUUUUUGGCGAAAGCCUCUCUCGUUCCUCUCACUCGUCCUCUUCGCUGCUCUGACUGCAUUGAUCGCCAUCGGCGUUGAUACGACCUUCUAUUCUCCCGGCGAGCUUACAUAUUCAGACAUCUUCCACAAUCCCGUCAUCACGCCUCUCAACAACUUCCUCUAUAAUUCUGACUCGGCGAACCUUGCCCAACAUGGCAUCCACCCUCGCUACCAACAUUUCCUUGUCAAUCUCCCGCAGCUGCUCGGUCCGGCCAUGGCCCUUCUCUUCUUUCUGCACCGCCCCGACUUCGCGACCCCGACCCUCGUUUCCGCAUUCUCGGGCAUCGCCCUCCUGAGCAUAUUUCCGCACCAGGAAGCUCGCUUUCUUCUCCCCGCGGUGCCGCUCAUUCUUGCCUCUGUCCGCCUACCUCAAGUGCAGGUCAAGUUUUGGAUAUCGAUUUGGAUAUUUUUCAAUGUCCUGCUGGGCAUACUCAUGGGCAUAUAUCACCAAGGUGGUAUAGUGCCGGUUCAGAUUCACCUGGCAAAAUCCAAUGAAACCGUUUCUCGGGCAUUCUGGUGGAAAACAUACAGCCCCCCAACAUGGUUACUCAAUGGGAAAAACGAGGAGUUGGAGACAAUUGAUCUUAUGGGUAUGAAGGGCGACAAGAUGAUUGCCCAGCUCAAGGAUGCACUGCCAUCUUGUAAAACAAGGACAUCCGCCAAGGUCGUCAAGGGGUCAACUUAUCUCGUUGCGCCACGCUCAGCAUACUUCUUACUACCAUACGUAUCCAUCACUGAGCGCGAUGAGAUAUCACUCGAGGAAGUAUGGAGCUAUACUCGGCACUUGAACCUCGAUGACAUGGACUUUGCCGAAGAUGGGUUCUGGAAAACAAUGGGAAGGGUCGUUGGAGAUCGAGGCCUUGUGGUGUAUAAUGCCACGCGGAAUUGCUAA